AUGAUUUACUACCAACCGCUCUCGGAAACAUAUUUUGAAAGCUGCAACGAAUUGCUGAAUACUUUUUACGCGAGCAAAGAUUUCUGUAACUGCAUCUCGUUUUCGAACUGCUUGGGGACUCAGGAAGAGUUUGCGAGAUUUUAUCGAUUGCAUCCGGAAAGUUUAGAGACUGUUAUAGUUGCCAUCGAAGUUUUAGGCGAAAACGGUGAAAGCGAUUUGGGCGGCGGCGUCGUUAUCGGAUGCGUAAAAGUAUCCGCGACGGAGUAUCCGCGAACGAGCUCGGACGAUUUUAUACACACACCAAAACCAGAAGAAGCGUACGUCUCGACGCUUUGCGUUUCCUCCCAGGCGCGAGGGAAAGGCGUCGGUGGUCGAUUACUCGAGCACGCGGAAGCACUCGCUCGAAAGUUGAAUAAAAAGAAACUGACCUUAGAGGUGCUGAACGCGAAUCCAGCCGAGAGACUUUACGCGCGGCGGAAAAAUGUUUGA
Messenger RNA from Bathycoccus prasinos, 489 nucleotides. RefSeq lists its product with no specific name. The transcript is spliced from 2 exons. The coding region runs from base 1 to 489 and encodes 162 amino acids. Gene Ontology annotation, molecular function: acyltransferase activity, transferring groups other than amino-acyl groups. The record is from RefSeq and is a predicted model, not a curated record. NCBI's taxonomy places the organism in Eukaryota, Viridiplantae, Chlorophyta, Mamiellophyceae, Mamiellales, Bathycoccaceae.